Aspergillus pseudoviridinutans is the source of this 996-nucleotide messenger RNA. RefSeq lists its product as uncharacterized. The record is from RefSeq and is a predicted model, not a curated record. Bases 1 to 996 code for a protein of 331 amino acids. NCBI's taxonomy places the organism in Eukaryota, Fungi, Ascomycota, Eurotiomycetes, Eurotiales, Aspergillaceae. The transcript is spliced from 3 exons.
AUGAGUCAACUGUCAGGAAAUUUGAGUCCUGGUUGUCUCCAAUCAGACGCUGGAAGAACGAUUGGUUUUGAUUUACAGCCGCUGCCGGAUGGUCUCGAGCCACCUACUUCAAUCGAGCCAGCCGUGACCGCAAUCAGUGUCUACUUGGACAAAUAUCUGUGGGUGCUAACCCGUAACGGGAGCAUCUCCUUCAACCGCGGCGAAAGUCCAUUUAGCACGCAGCUUUGCGAACGGUUAAGCAGACUUUUUACGAUCCCAAAACCACAUGUGCUUGAAGGCCCUGUCAUCAGUUGGGUGCAGGUUGUCGUUUUCGCAGGACCCUCACCUCAACACUUGAACCAAAGUGAGCCUUUGAGAGUUGGGGAUUGUACGAUUCAACUCUCGGAAGAGGAUCGCGAAUCUCUUGUCUCUGGAAGGCCAUGGCGAUUUCUCGACCCUUGGCCAGAUGAGCGGGAUUGCCAGAGAGAAUUGGCACUAGUUAACGAAGAUCUGAAAGGCCUCCGCAGAGUGAAAGAUAUUCUUUCGAAAGCCGUCGAAUCACUCGAUCAUGUGGAGCGGGAGCUCUCAUUUCGUGGAGAUCUCCUCUCUCAAACUCCGAAUGCACAACCCCAGCCGAGCGCUUUUGAAUCUCGUACUUCAUCUGAUAUCAGCGCUAUUGAGCACAUCGCAGCAAGAAGGGUAGAGCCAUCCGUAAGGAAAGACGCUUCAGCAGACGAAUCGAUUGGUCAAGAAUACAAUGUGGAAGCAGCCACAGGUUCCCUCAAUAAUCCGCCACACGAACCUCGGAAUUCCUCGAAACCCAAUGGAUCUGGACAUUUGAAUUUGGCAGCGGAAGAAGAUGACAUUGGUGUGUCCCAGCUGUCAGCAUGCGAAGUCAGCGAUUGCGACUGUUUCGAAUCUCAGGCGACUAAAGACCUAGCCCAGCAUGAUUCACGAGACAAAUUGCUAAGUACACCGACGCCCAUUUCCCCGUUCAUUCAGAAACUGGUUGAGUAA